Messenger RNA from Sycon ciliatum, 1425 nucleotides. RefSeq names its product vesicle-associated membrane protein 3-like. Gene Ontology annotation, biological process: vesicle fusion; vesicle-mediated transport. Gene Ontology annotation, molecular function: SNAP receptor activity; syntaxin binding. The record is from RefSeq and is a predicted model, not a curated record. Gene Ontology annotation, cellular component: SNARE complex; plasma membrane. The transcript has 5 exons. Lineage: Eukaryota; Metazoa; Porifera; Calcarea; Leucosolenida; Sycettidae. Bases 382 to 660 code for a protein of 92 amino acids.
GUACAUGACUGUAUGUUUUUUGUGCAUGGCAGCACGCACGUCAACAUGGUCAAGGUGCCGUCAGUGGAUUUUCUCUUUCCGGCCUGGCAAGUGUGCUGCUUGCAUUUGCAACAACUCUUCUUUUCUGUAGCCGAUCAUUUUCUCAGUCUCUCUCUGCCACCUAUUGUGGGUUGUUCGGCAGUGCUUCAGGGUUUCUCGUAGAGUAUACUCCCGCUCUUCUGAGCCUGGGCAAGUAGAGCUGGUUGUGUGGUGACCGUGUCAGUCGUUUCCUCUGCAGCAGGCGCUUGCAAGAGCCGUAAAAAAAUCACACCGUUGAGGCCUAAUUGCCAAAACGAGUACAGCUGAACGUUGGUGCUAGCGCUGUCAAUUCCCUCUGCUAUCAUGUCUUCACGGCUUGAGCGAACCCAGGGUGAAGUCAAUGAGGUGACGGCCAUCAUGAAGGACAAUGUCAACAAGGUCUUGGAGAGGGAUGGCAAGCUAAACGACCUCGACGACAGAGCAGAAAACCUGCAAGUUGGAGCAAACCAAUUUGAACGUACGUCGACCAACCUGAAGCGCAGGAUGUACUGGAAGAACGUCAAGAUGUGGGUUAUCAUUGCGAUUGUGGUUAUUGUGAUCGCCGCCAUCCUCGGGGUGAUCAUAUGGCAGGCAACGAAGUAAGGGAAGCUGAGCGAACUCUUUGGUCAGGGCUAGCCAAAUCUGUCAUCCCACACAACAUACAGUAAUAUUUCCACAUCCACUGUGCGUGCCAUCACCCCGUUGCUGUUUGCUUCCAUUGAACUUUGGUGACGUUUCCCCUCUCAAUCCCGAUCUGGCUGGUGUUGGCAAGAGAUGGCUUCAAGCAAUUGCCAUGUGAUGUAGAAUAUUGUGCAGGAUAUCUAUUUCUUUGAAUGCACUAGUUUCCUCUGCGGGCACUGCUGGUUAUUUGUUUUGAUAUGAGUAUGUUUUCUGCUCUGCAAUUUAUCCCAUCGGUAUAGUUUUGUACUAAUCGCCGAUAGCUUCGCUGUACAUACCACACCUUCUAGACUUUUCGCCCCAUUUCCGUGGCCGUUUUUAUUCUACAUUUACCAAGCUUUCCGCAUAGAACAUGUUCAAGAGAGCUAUUGUAGACUCUGAAAGUCCACAUCACACAAUUGCCCCAUCUAUUCAUUGUAUUCUUGGUACUAUCUGUUUUUGCUCGAAUGUCCUCCGGCUAUUCCUGGCCGGGACUUUGCUUUUUCAUGUGCGAAUUGCCUGUGCGAAUUGCUUCACAUCAAAAUAUUAACUGCAUAUUGGUAGCGCUAUCUGCUUUCAGACUGGAUUCAACUGACGCCUAAAUAGUACUGGUAUACUUACAAUUUCAGGAUUACCAUUGAUACCUAUUCAUUGUGUUCUUGAAGUUGGAGUUGAGUCCAGUGAGUGCGUUUGAUUACGCACUUGAAUCGA